Messenger RNA from Magnusiomyces paraingens, 444 nucleotides. Its product is annotated as mitochondrial 54S ribosomal protein mL61. Gene Ontology annotation, cellular component: mitochondrion. The coding region runs from base 1 to 444 and encodes 147 amino acids. NCBI's taxonomy places the organism in Eukaryota, Fungi, Ascomycota, Dipodascomycetes, Dipodascales, Dipodascaceae. The record is from RefSeq and is a predicted model, not a curated record. The transcript has a single exon. Gene Ontology annotation, molecular function: structural constituent of ribosome.
AUGUUCAAAGCUCUCCCCAAGUCCCGCGUUCCACGCCAAAUCGCCCUUCUUAACCGCAUUUCUUCGGGACCUGCUGCUGUCAAUCUUCCUACUAAAGUUUCUUCUAUCGCUCUUUCUUUCAAGUUCCAAAACUCCAACGGCCACAUGGGCGCUCGCCGUUUCUGGCAGCUUUACCUUCCUCAAGUUCAGUUCAACAACCCCCAGGUCCCCAUUUCCAUCAACCGUUUUUGGGCAAACAACCGCGAGGAACACGCAAAUAUUCCAGCUACUCUUACAAUCACUUUUGCCGACGGUUCCUCAAAGGCUAUCCCCGUUCAGCACAAACAUUCUGACGAAAUCCUUAAGGAAUUUAUCGAGGCUGCAGGUGCAACCCCUAUCCCUAUUGAACAACAAGUUAUUAUCAAAAAGUCCGACGAAUCUGACAAGUACACUGCCGCCCGAUAA